AUGAUACGCGACUCAGCACUGGAGAACAAAUUUCGAAAGCCGCCCAGUCCAAAGUCGCCCAGAAACGACAAACGGGUGCACAACCUGCCAUCAAAGGGGCUGACGAAGGAUCAGAUGCAGGUUUUACGGCACGAAGCUUCAUUUAACAUGGCUGACACCAAACCUGUUAACAUGAUUGCAGCAGUGGAAUCCAUCCUUUUUCAGACGGAGGCAACGGAGGAGACUAAGAACCUCAUCCGACACCAAGUGUCGUCUCUCCUGAUGGCCCACAGGCAGCGGGAAGUGCUUUCCAAGCUCGAACGUGGUGCGCUUAGAGAACUCAAGGCCGACAAAGACCUGGUCAUCGUGCCAGCGGACAAAGGACGCGCCACCGUUGUACUAGACAAACCAGACUACCUACAAAAAGCCAAAGGUUUACUGGAGGACCGACAGUUCUAUGUCCCAUGUGCAACGAACCCUUUAAAGGCGCUGAUACGCGAAAUUAAUGCUACGUUGUUGGCCUUGGAGAACUCAGGUGCAAUAACACCGACCGACAGACGCAUGGCGAGCCCCCAAGAUACGGCUUUGGCCCGAUUCUAUGGCCUCCCUAAGGUGCACAAAGACGGCGCUCCUCUCCGACCCAUCGUGUCGCUCAAAGGGACUCCAACGUACGGACUGGCUAAGUGGCUGUUCCGGCGUCUCAAGUUCCUGACCGCUGAGUCAGACACCACGGUCUCUUCCUCAGCACAAUUCCUGGAGGAACUCAAAGAGGUAAGCAUCCAUCCAAAUGAGGUCAUGGUAUCUUUUGAUGUUACAUCCCUUUUUUCUUCUAUUCCCCAGGAACUGACGAUCGAGACAACUGAGCUGCUACUACAAAGCAAAUAUGAUGAAACGGAGAACCGUCUUGGACACGCCCAAGUCCUUCAGCUCCUGAAGCUCUGUCUCAGGACGUACUUCACGUUCGACGGGACAAUCUACGAACAGGUGAAGGGCAUACCAAUGGGUUCGCCGAUUUCGGGAUUCAUCGCCGAGGCGGUUAGAGUCGUUGGUCUUCCAACUCCAGAGACCGAAAUUCUGGGCCCGGUAUGCGGGUGAUACCUUCGUCGUCAUCGAACGGGAUCAGGUGUUGACAUUCCAAGAACAUCUCAACGCCGUCUUCCCGGACAUUCAAUUUACGCUGGAGGAGGAAGAGAACAAUCAGCUGGCCUUCCUGGAUGUCCUCGUAUGCCGCAAAGAUUGUGGUGAACUAAAAACCAAAGUGUUCAGGAAAGCGACAAAUACGAUGCAAAUACUGAACUUCAACAGUAACCACCCAAUCAGCCACAAACGCAGUUGUGUAAGGACGCUCUAUCGGCGUGUCGAAACGCACUGCAGUGAGCCGGAAGACAAGAUUGCCGAACUGCAAUACCUCCGACGGGUCUUCAAAGCCAGUGGCUACUCGCGCAACUUCGUCAACCGGUGCAUACGCAAAAGGGACGAAAGGCCUAACCGCACGGACACCAAAGUUUGGCGAGCGCUUCCAUAUGUCAAGAACGUUUCGGAAGCUGUCGGCCGCCUUCUCGCGCCACUUGGGGUUGGAGUUACACACAGACCGGAGGCAACCAUCAGGCGUUUGGCCAUGAAACUGCCACGGCUAGAAACGUCUGGAGUCGUUUAUUGGAUCUGGUGCAGUUGCGGACAAAGCAACUACGUCGGAGAAACCGGAAGACAGCUCCGAACGAGAAUGGCCGAACACGCGGCAGCGGUGCGCAGAAAUGACGCCAGCUCUCAAGUUGCGGCUCAUUCGACGAGAUCCGGCCACACAUUCAAAUUCGAUGAGGCCGAAAUUCUCGCAAGAGGUGACAACCGAGUGAGCCGGGAGCUACUGGAAUCAUGGUUUACUGGCCCCCAGUCCAUCAACAAGUGCAACGAUCUUCACAUUCCAUACUCCGUACUGAAACUUCGCCUAGGCGGAGUAUCAAGCCAUGCGGGGAGGGCAGAGGUGAACACUUUCCCCAACACCGGGGUCGGUGCGUCAGAUGGUCGAGCAAUCAUCACGCCAACAUCCAACGCACGCGAUGAAAUGGCAGCAAUUAUCGACUCGGAUGUCGGCCAUCAAGCAAUGAUCACACCAAGUGUGACAAUCCCGGAUGAAGGGGAGAGCCGUGAAUGUUCAUAG
Spirometra erinaceieuropaei is the source of this 2137-nucleotide messenger RNA. The record is from the annotation of a GenBank genome assembly. Lineage: Eukaryota; Metazoa; Platyhelminthes; Cestoda; Diphyllobothriidea; Diphyllobothriidae.